Molecule: messenger RNA, 498 nt
Organism: Cladophialophora bantiana CBS 173.52
Lineage: Eukaryota; Fungi; Ascomycota; Eurotiomycetes; Chaetothyriales; Herpotrichiellaceae
Exons: 2
Coding region: 1-498 (165 amino acids)
Cellular component (GO): nucleus
Molecular function (GO): DNA binding
Source: RefSeq, a predicted model, not a curated record
AUGGCCGACAGCGACUGGGAUACCGUCACACGUAUUGGUAGCAAAGUCAGAGGUCCUGGCAGUGGGGCCGUCGAUCGUGAACGGGUUGUAAAGGGCAAUUCAGCACUCAACGCAGCUAAGCGCUCAGGCGCUGUCGUCCUCACGGAAAAGAAAUACGGAGGCACUAAUAGCAGAUCGGGCGCCGAGGGCCAACACUUGACCAAGGUCGACCGCUCUGACGAUAUCAUAAAGCCCAAAACCAUCCCACCAGCAGUGUCACGGGCCAUUGCCGAAUGGCGGAACCAGAAUAAGGGUCCUGAUGGUAAAGCGAUGAAGCAGAUCGACCUUGCCGACAAGGCUCACGUCGAUAGGACGCUCCUCCGAGAUAUUGAGUCUGGCAAGGCGGCAUACGAUUCAGUGGCGCUUGGGAAAUUGGAAAAAACCAUGCACAUCAAUUUGUUAGGCGGUGACAUCGGGAGCCCCAAAGGUCCAAAGUUUAAGAGGCAGCAGCAGAAAUGA